Piliocolobus tephrosceles (Ugandan red Colobus) is the source of this 886-nucleotide messenger RNA. RefSeq names its product cancer/testis antigen 47B-like. The annotation marks the transcript as partial. Lineage: Eukaryota; Metazoa; Chordata; Mammalia; Primates; Cercopithecidae. The record is from RefSeq and is a predicted model, not a curated record. The transcript has a single exon.
AUCUUUCCUGCCUUGUCUAAGUCCUCUCAGGCCAGCCUUGGUUAGGGGCUCCUGGGAUUCGCUCUUUGCCCUUCCCGCCUUAGGGUGUCCUCUGAGACAGACUCUUAUUCCCUCAAUAAGGAGACAGACUCUUACUCCCUCAGCGGCCAAACCCUCGCCUCCCCUCAGCCGUAGCCACCUCAGUGGCCACCAUCUUCACCGCGGUCACCUCAGCCUGCUCGCCACCCCAGUUGAGGUACUGACUGGUGUCAUGUCUGCCACAGGGGACCGACACCCAACCGAAGGGGACCAGGAGGCCCCGGUAAGCCAGGAGGGAGCGCAGGCCGAGGCGGCCGGAGCUGGUAACCCGGAGGGCGGCGACUCUGGCCCGGACAGUACAGACAUGGUGCCUGCGACCGAGGUGGUCGGAGUCGCAGGGCCCAUGGAAGGCCUCGGGGAGGAGGAGGGUGAGCAGGCGGCAGGCCUGGCCACAGUCCCCGGGGGCGGGAGCGCCGAGGAGGACCCGGACAUCGGGCCCGCGGCGGAGGAAGAGGAGGAGGAGGAGGAGGAGGAAGAGAGGAACGAGGCGGGCAACCUCGACCUGGCGGCGAUCAUCCGUCGCUACCCCGUGGCGGGCAUGAACUUUUUGUUACUGGAUACGCUCCACUCCCUUCUCCGCCGCCUCUAUCACAACGACCACAUGGUGAUAGCGACCCGUCACCACAGGCGCCUGCACUUGGGGCCCCGCGCUGCUGCACCCAACCGCAGGGGCCAGCCCUCCCUGCUGCUGGCGCUCCAGAGGCUGGGCGCGGGGGCCGCAGCCCUGGAAGGCCAGGGCCUGGGCCUGAUCCAGGGGGCCGCGUCGGUCCCAGAGCCUGCGGUGCCAGGCGACCUGGCCGAGAUGGCC